CUGCUUCAUCUCAAAAUCCACUCACCACUCUCCUCCCAACAACAUUUUUCUCCAAUGGCUUCUUUUGCUCUGUUCCUCUUCACUCUCCUUGUCCUUUCAAGUUCAUGUUGCUAUGCAAUUGGGAACAACAAAACAUUGUUAUCACUUGCAAGCAGGAUUGGUAUCAACUAUGGAAGAUUAGGCAACAAUCUCCCUUCUCCUUACCAAUCAAUCAACCUAAUCAAAUCCCUUAAAGCCGGUCACGUCAAGCUCUACGACGCCGAUCCAGAAACCCUAAAACUCCUCUCUCAGACCAAUCUCUACGUCACAAUCAUGGUCCCUAACAACCAAAUCAUUUCAGUUGGCUCCGAUAAAGCCGCAGCAGACAACUGGGUCAACACUAACGUCCUUCCUUAUCACCCACAAACAAGAAUCCGGUUUGUCCUCGUCGGAAACGAAAUCCUCAGCUACAGUUCCGAUCAAGACAAGCAAAUCUGGUCGAAUCUUGUCCCAGCGAUGCGCAAGAUCGUGAACUCUCUUAGAGCAAGAGGGAUUCACAACAUCAAAGUCGGGACACCUCUCGCCAUGGACGUUCUCCGGUCGAGUUUUCCUCCGUCGAGUGGUACAUUCCGGGAAGAAAUCACCGCUCCGGUGAUCUCGCCGUUGCUCAAGUUUCUCAACGGGACAAACUCUUUCUUCUUCCUCGAUGUUUACCCUUACUUCCCUUGGUCCACUGAUCCGGUUAACAAUCAUUUGGAUUACGCUCUCUUCGAAUCGAAUUCAACUUAUACCGAUCCUCAAUCCGGUUUGGUUUACACUAAUCUUCUAGACCAGAUGCUCGAUUCGGUUAUCUUCGCGAUGACCAAGCUCGGUUAUCCAAACAUCCGGCUCGCGAUUUCCGAAACCGGGUGGCCUAAUGCCGGAGAUAUCGACGAAACCGGAGCCAAUGUUCCCAACGCGGCGACGUAUAACCGGAAUUUGAUUAAGAAGAUGACUGCUAACCCGCCGCUCGGUACACCAGCUAGACGCGGUUCGCCUAUACCGACGUUUUUGUUUUCAUUGUUCAAUGAAAACCAGAAACCCGGUUCGGGAACCGAGAGGCAUUGGGGGAUUUUGAACCCGGACGGUACACGAAUCUACGAAAUCGAUUUCAGCGGGACGAGACAGGUUAACAGUUUCGGUUCGAUGCCUAAACCGAGUAACAAUGUUCCGUUCAAAGGGAAUGUUUGGUGUGUGGUGGUCGAAGGAGCCAGCGAGGCUGAGUUAGGGCAAGCGCUUGAGUUUGCUUGCGGAAGAAGCAACGUUACAUGUGCAGCUUUGGCGCCGGGAAGAGAGUGUUACGCGCCGGUUUCGGUUACUUGGCACGCAAGCUAUGCAUUUAGCUCGUAUUGGGCUCAGUUCAGGAACCAAAGCUCUCGUUGCUACUUCAAUGGCUUGGCGCGUGAGACAACGACCAACCCUGGAAAUGAGCGUUGCAAGUUCCCUAGCGUUUCCCUGUGA
Molecule: messenger RNA, 1479 nt
Organism: Eutrema salsugineum
Lineage: Eukaryota; Viridiplantae; Streptophyta; Magnoliopsida; Brassicales; Brassicaceae
Product: probable glucan endo-1,3-beta-glucosidase A6
Exons: 3
Coding region: 55-1479 (474 amino acids)
Biological process (GO): carbohydrate metabolic process
Cellular component (GO): plasma membrane
Molecular function (GO): hydrolase activity, hydrolyzing O-glycosyl compounds
Source: RefSeq, a predicted model, not a curated record